Messenger RNA from Suillus bovinus, 1271 nucleotides. RefSeq lists its product as uncharacterized. Gene Ontology annotation, biological process: maturation of SSU-rRNA. Gene Ontology annotation, molecular function: rRNA small subunit aminocarboxypropyltransferase activity. NCBI's taxonomy places the organism in Eukaryota, Fungi, Basidiomycota, Agaricomycetes, Boletales, Suillaceae. The transcript is spliced from 6 exons. The record is from RefSeq and is a predicted model, not a curated record. The annotation marks the transcript as partial.
CAUCUGCUUACAUAACCGACUCGACAUCUUCCUCGGCGAAAGCCUGAAAAGUUCAAUACACACGAUCAUGGGCAAGAAGCACACUACGAAUGCUCCACCCUCUCGCGUGAACAGACCAAGACGGGGUGGACGCACCCAACGACAUAGAACCUCCCAGCAAUCCCAGUCAUUGUCUGGCUUCCCCGAAGACUUCGCCAAGCCUUCAAGCAUCAUCGAAGAUAACAGCUCAAAUCAUUCCUCAGGUGAAGAUGACGAAUGCGAGUGAUUUAACAAGGCAAUGAAACGACCACUCAUCAAUGCACAGCUGGGCGACCGCACAUUGAUAUACCCGUAGCGAUGUGGGACUUCGACCAUUGCGAUCCACGCCGAUGCUCUGGGAAAAAACUCGCCCGCCUUGGUCUUAUAAUGGAGCUGAGGGUAGGAUCCAGAUUUCGAGGUGUGGUCGUAUCUCCAAAGGGGGCCCUUGUCGUGAGUCCAGCAGACAAAGAGAUCGUUGGACGAGAUGGUGUCGCCGUUGUCGAAUGUUCCUGGGCGCGCAUAGACGACGUCCCAUUCUCAAAAAUUGCCAGCCCACAUGAACGGCUACUCCCCUACUUGCUUGCUACCAACCCCACCAAUUAUGGCAAGCCUUGGCGGCUGAACUGCGUCGAGGCACUCGCAGCGACUUUCUACAUUACAGGGUUUGAUCAGCAUGCAGAGACCCUGCUCAGUUCGUUUGGGUGGGGCGAUUCUUUUUGGAAAGUCAAUGGUCCAUACCUCAAACGAUACCAAACAUGUGCAUCCGCAGAAGAGGUUGCCGUGAUGCAGGAGACCAUUAUUACAGAGCUCCAGGAGAGCUACGAGGAAUCACGCAGAAAGAAAGAUGCAUCUAGGAGCACCGAGGAUCUUCUCGUACGGAAUCCAAAUCAUACUCUGCCCAGUGAUGAUGAUGGAUCAAACUUUGCUUCAGAGGGCGACCUAGAGUGAUGUCACUGGAGAUGAAAUAUUUAUUGCCGUUUCGUUUUCAAAAUUAUCAGGGAAACAAUCUGCUACAGAGUGCCCUGUAGCACUCUGUAACACCCUGUAACACUGUAGCGCAAUCCAUCCCGCUUAUGACAGUUGGCACAGCUGCCGAAAUCUCAAUUUUUCAGCCCUUUCGAAUACCUAGAAUCAAACAAUUAUGUCUCAACAACCACUGCACCAAAUGCUAUGAUUCUUUACAGCUGUGUGUGACUUGAAUAGCAUCCCUGAGGAAAUGUUUUACUGAUGUACUCACCUUUGAUGAUGUAAAC